GCAUGCUCAUCCUGCCGACGGUCAAGAUUCUCUCAAUCCCCACAAGAAACAUCGGCGCCUACCGUUCGAUUCAAAGCUCUGGCUCAACCACACUGUCAUGGGGUAACCAUGGUCAGUUAGUCCAAACAUUUGGGUUGAGCUUUGUUCUCUGACUGAAUUCAGCUUUGACAUGGGCAUGUGAGGGGGAGGCACUUAGAGAGAGAGAGAGGAGGGACUGGUUUGUUAAGCUCCCGCUUGGAGUGGUUUUUAGGCUGUAGAAUACCAUUUGUGGGAAUUAUAGAUUCUGAUAUCUAUUAGCUCCGUCUUUCCUUUUCUUCAAUGUUAUAUAUCCAACGUCAUCAUCACCAUUUCAUUUGCAGAUGAUUGGUCACUCCGUAUGAUUUUCCUGUUGUUCUCUUCUUCGGAAUUUCAGCCCCCCCUUUGCCUUUAAGAGAAUUUCUGCCCCUUCUUUUUUUGGCGUUUCUACCACUUCUAGCAGAUCCAGGCCGGGAAAUCUUAAAUCUCCACUCUUUUUUUUUUUUUUUUAAUUAUAGUCCCUUUGGCUUUGUGAAGUUUUUAGAUCUCCCCCCUGUUGUAGAGUUGAAGUUAUUUCGUGAAUGUGAUUGGAGAGAUCUUGUUCAUUCUCUCUUCUUUCGCCCGAGAUCUGACUUUCCAUCGUUUUUCUCUGCUAUUGUCUCGAAUAUCAGGGUUUGGAUCUUGGGUCUGUUAUUGUGAUUUGGGACUUCCGAGAAAGUAGUUUCAACAUAUCUGCUUCUUUUACGUCUCUGUAGAACCUUUUUUUUUUAACCUUAGGAAUAUGAAUACUUUCUGUGAGAGUUGUGGAAUCUGGAUCGCGAAGUAGGGAAAAGGAUGAAUUACUUUCCGGAGGAGGUACUAGACCACGUGUUUGACUUCGUGACGUCCCACCGGGACCGGAACGCCGUGUCUCUGGUGUGCAAAACGUGGUACAGAAUAGAAAGAUGUAGCCGGCAAAAGGUCUUUAUAGGUAACUGUUACUCGAUCAGCCCGGAGAGGGUGAUCCAGAGGUUUCCUAGACUAAAAUCCCUGACUCUGAAGGGAAAGCCUCAUUUUGCAGACUUCAAUCUAGUUCCCCAUGAUUGGGGAGGCUUUGUUUACCCUUGGAUUGAAGCACUGGCGAAGAACCGGGUGGGAUUGGAGGAGCUUAGAUUGAAGAGGAUGGUGGUCUCGGAUGACCUGGAGCUACUUUCCCGUUCCUUCACGAAUUUUAAGUCUUUAGUUCUUGUGAGCUGUGAAGGGUUCACCACCGAUGGCCUGGGUACUAUUGCUGCAAAUUGCAAGUUUCUUAGAGAGCUGGACUUGCAAGAGAAUGAAAUUGAGGAUCACAAAGGCCAAUGGCUAAGCUGCUUUCCUGAUACUUGUACAUCACUCGUCUCUCUCAAUUUUGCUUGUCUCAAAGGAGAGAUCAAUAUGGGAGCUCUUGAAAGGCUUGUGGCCAGAUCUCCUAACCUUAAGAGCUUGAGGUUAAAUCCUGCUGUGCCUCUUGAUACCCUCCAAAGGAUAUUGAUGCGAGCACCUCAGCUAGUUGACCUAGGUACCGGGUCUUUUGUUCAUGAUCCGGAUUCUGAGACAUAUGCCAGGCUCAAGAGUACCAUUUUAAAGUGUAAAUCAAUAACCAGUUUGUCGGGGUUUUUGGAGGUUGCGCCUUCUUGCCUUCCUGCUAUAUAUCCUAUUUGCUCGAACUUGACCGCCUUGAACCUGAGCUAUGCAGCAGGGAUUGAGGGUAAAGAGCUGAGGAAACUAAUUCGUCAGUGUGGGAAACUUCAGCGAUUAUGGAUACUGGAUUGCAUUGGAGACAAAGGACUAGAUGUUGUAGCUGCCACAUGUAAAGAUUUGCAAGAAUUGAGGGUUUUUCCAUGUGAUCCCUUUAGGGCUGGUCGGGCUGUAACGGGAGAUGGACUCGUUGCUAUAUCAAUGGGUUGCCCCAAGCUUCAUUCACUGCUUUACUUCUGCCAACAGAUGACUAAUGCUGCCCUCAUAACAGUGGCGAAGAGCUGUCCAAAUUUUAUCCGCUUUAGGUUGUGCAUCUUGGAGCCGACGAAACCUGAUCCAGACACACUGCAGCCACUUGAUGAAGGUUUUGGGGCAAUAGUACAGUCUUGCAGGCGACUCAAGCGGUUAUCGCUCUCUGGCUUGUUGACUGAUAAAGUCUUCCUUUACAUUGGGAUGUAUGCUGAGCAGCUGGAAAUGCUGUCCAUUGCAUUUGCUGGAGAAAGUGACAAGGGGAUGCAAUAUGUGCUGAAUGGAUGCAAGAAGCUUAGGAAGCUUGAGAUAAGAGAUUGCCCUUUUGGCAACACAGCACUUCUAACGGACGUAGGGAAGUAUGAGACAAUGCGAUCCCUUUGGAUGUCGUCCUGCGAAGUGACUCUUGGAGCCUGCAAGACACUGGCUCAGAAGAUGCCAAGGCUAAAUGUGGAGAUCAUAAAUGAGAAUGAACAGGAAGAAUGUAGUAUGAAGGAUGGGCAAAGAGUAGAGAAGAUGUACCUUUAUCGAACUUUAGUUGGGAAGAGGAAGGAUGCACCAGAAUUUGUAUGGACUCAGUAGGUGCAUUCUAGGCCAUUUUAAUUUUCCUUUUAUCGAGCAUUCUGUACUUGCUUAGGCCGACUUGAUUAAUGGAAUCUUAGCCAGGUGUAGUGGCUUGUUUCUGUUUUAUUUUGCAUUCUCUGCUUAUCAGUCCUCAUAGAGAUGCUGCCUGCAACCCUUAUUGAAAUCGUAUUAUGCCAUUUUGUGUUU
Messenger RNA from Neltuma alba, 2751 nucleotides. Its product is annotated as protein AUXIN SIGNALING F-BOX 2-like. Gene Ontology annotation, cellular component: SCF ubiquitin ligase complex. Lineage: Eukaryota; Viridiplantae; Streptophyta; Magnoliopsida; Fabales; Fabaceae. Gene Ontology annotation, molecular function: protein binding. Gene Ontology annotation, biological process: SCF-dependent proteasomal ubiquitin-dependent protein catabolic process. The record is from RefSeq and is a predicted model, not a curated record.